CACAGUUAUUGUAUCAUUAUAUUUUAGUUGUCUACUUCCUAGCUGCCCUGCGCAACUACUAUUAUAUGUGCAUGCUCUCGGACUCCGAAGCGCACUGCCAGCCUGCGCUGGUGAUGCCAUGCCCCGCAACCACAGCGGCGAUGAGGGGAGCUCUGGGCUCUGGAUGAAGACCUCCUCGGGGCACCGCGCGGAGGGCUAUGGAUUUAAAGAUGUUGAGUCUGGUCGGAGGACGAUGAACAAUUCGGCCAGGGCAGGGGACGGCUUGCUGACGGCCGGCUCUGGCACUACGCCGGCCACAACAGGUGCAGGUAGCGCAGACAGCCUAAGAGGGAAGCAAGGAGCCCGCCUGAGCUUGCUCGGGAAGCCGCUCAUCUACAGCGCACAGAGCGGCCGCAGAAACGCGCGCUACCGGCGGCUUCAGAAUUACCUCUACAACGUGCUGGAGAGACCCCGUGCCUGGGCAUUUGUGUACCACGCAUUUGUGUUCAUCCUGGUGUUUGGCUGCCUGGUGCUGUCCGUCUUCUCCACCAUCCCCGCCCACCAGGAGCUGUCCUCGCACUGCCUGCUCAUCCUGGAGUUUGUGAUGAUCGUGGUGUUUGGCCUGGAGUACAUCAUUCGCAUCUGGUCUGCUGGCUGCUGCUGCCGCUACAGAGGAUGGCAGGGCCGGCUGCGAUUCGCCAGGAAGCCCUUCUGUGUCAUAGAUAUCAUCGUGCUCAUAGCGUCGGUUGCCGUGGUGUCGGCGGGCAGUCAGGGGAACAUCUUCGCCACGUCGGCGCUGCGCAGCCUGCGCUUCCUGCAGAUCCUGCGCAUGGUGCGCAUGGACCGCCGCGGCGGGACCUGGAAGCUGCUGGGCUCCGUGGUGUACGCGCACAGCAAGGAACUGGUCACUGCCUGGUACAUCGGAUUCCUGGUCCUAAUUUUCUCCUCCUUCCUGGUCUACCUUGUGGAGAAAGAGUUCAACCAACAGUUUGCCACUUACGCCGACGCCCUGUGGUGGGGAACGAUCACCCUCACCACCAUUGGAUACGGGGACAAGACCCCACAGACUUGGACUGGCCGCCUGCUCUCGGCCGGCUUUGCCCUGCUGGGAAUCUCCUUCUUCGCCCUGCCGGCGGGCAUUCUGGGAUCAGGAUUUGCGCUGAAGGUCCAAGAGCAGCACAGACAGAAGCACUUUGAGAAGCGGAGGAACCCGGCUGCCAGCCUGAUCCAGUGUGUUUGGCGUAGUUAUGCGGCUGAUGAGAAUUCGGUUUCCAUUGCUACCUGGAAGCCUCAUUUGAAGGCGUUGCACACCUGCAGUCCUACAAAGAAGGACCAGGGCGAGUCCACUAGCAGUAGGGUUCUUAAUAAUAGACAGAAGCUCCUCCGGAGAUAUACCACAAGGAAACAUAGUCAGAAGCUGAGCUUUAAGGAGCGCGUGCGGAUGGCCAGCCCUCGAGGCCAGAGCAUCAAGAGCCGGCAGACCUCCGUCAGCGACCGGCGCUCCCCCGGGGCAGACAUCGCCACCGAGGGAAGCAGCCCCGCCAAGGUGCAGAAGAGCUGGAGCUUCAACGACCGCACCCGCUUCCGCCCCUCGCUCCGCCUCAAGAGCCAAUCACGCGCUCCGCCCGAGGCCGAUGCCACUCUGGGGGCAGAUGAUGCUUUCGAUGAGAAGGGCUGUCAUUGUGACGUGUCAGUGGAGGAUUUGACCCCUGCGCUGAAAACGGUGAUCAGAGCAGUGAGGAUAAUGAAGUUUCACGUGGCUAAGAAGAAGUUCAAGGAGACGCUGCGCCCGUACGAUGUGAAGGAUGUGAUCGAGCAGUACUCUGCUGGACACCUGGACAUGCUGUGCCGUAUCAAGAGCCUGCAGACGCGGCUGGACACCAUUGUGGGUCCACAGCAGACCUUCAGCAGCAGAGCCAAGACCUUUUCCUCUCCCUCCCUGCACUUGUAUUACAGCCACAACAAGAGGAAGGCCUCGAACCCGGGGCCGGAGGCCUCGGUCGGCCCACAGCCGAGCCUACGCAGCAGAGCCAAGAACUUUUCCUCUCCCUCCCUGCACUUGUAUUACAGCCAGACCAAGAGGAAGGCCUCGAACCCGGGGGUGGAUCAGAUCUUGGGCAAGGGGCAAAUAAGCGUGGACAGGAAGGUUCGGGACAAGGUUCACCCAGAGGGGGACGCCCUGGAGGACAUGAGCAUGCUGGGACGUGUGUGUAAAGUCGAGCGACAGGUUCAGUCCAUCGAAAGCAAGCUGGACUCCCUGCUGGAUAUCUACCGGCAGGUUCUGCGGAAGGGCUCGUCGGCGGCGCUGCCCCUGUUUGAGCUGGACCAGACCUCGGACUACCAGAGCACCUGCUCCACCCAGCUGAGCGGGGGCUCCGUGUCCCGCUCCACCAGCGCCAACCUCCCCCGCGGCCUGCAGCUCGCCCUGGCCCCCAACGACCUGGGCCUGGGCAACCCGCCGUCCUGCUCCCCCUACAGCCCCUCAGCCCGGCCCCCCAGCCCAGAGAGAGCCUCCGCAAACUCCCCCCCUCCCAUCCUCACGCCCAACAGCCUCUCCAGGGGCCAGUACCCCGACUUAGCCAGGCCUUCCCUCUCGGGUCCCGCCAUGCUCCAGCUCCCCAGCAUGCCCCAGCCCCCGGGCCCUCCCAUCUGCGUUUUCCCCAUCGCCACCCCGGAGUCCAGCCCAGUGGGCACCGACGCGUGCCACACCCAAGGGGGCGACGUUCUGCAGAGGACCAGGCCCAGCGCCAAAGAGGAGGGGUCCUGGAGGAGGCACAUGAGUCUGGAGAUGGACCCGCUGGCCUCGCUGUCCUCAGCACCGCCCGCCCACCUGGCCCUGGGGGACCACGGCCUGGGGAAGGCCCUGUCGGUGCAGGACCUCCUGCAGCCUGGAGCGGACCCCGGCCCCGGCCCCGGCCCCGGCCCCGGCCCCGGCCCCGGCCUCUCCCCCAGCAGCAGCAGCAGCAGCGGGCCGGAUCCGCCGGGCGACUGGGGGGAGACGGAACUCUUCAUCAGCGACAAGGAUCUGGACGCGCGUGCAGAGGGCUUCAGCUUCCUGCCGCGGCCGUCUGCGGAGGCCACCUUCCCCGCCGCGCUGCUCAGGACCGGGGGCGGCGGGGCGGCGGGAAGCCCCUGCAAGGCCGCCGGGAGCUCCGAGUCUCUCAGCAUGCCCCACGUGCGGCUAAAAUAG
Molecule: messenger RNA, 3169 nt
Organism: Conger conger (European conger)
Lineage: Eukaryota; Metazoa; Chordata; Actinopteri; Anguilliformes; Congridae
Gene: kcnq5a
Product: potassium voltage-gated channel, KQT-like subfamily, member 5a
Exons: 17
Coding region: 119-3169 (1016 amino acids)
Biological process (GO): transmembrane transport; potassium ion transport
Cellular component (GO): membrane
Molecular function (GO): voltage-gated potassium channel activity
Source: RefSeq, a predicted model, not a curated record